This is a messenger RNA of Mycosarcoma maydis (corn smut), 999 nucleotides long. Its product is annotated as putative phosphatidylinositol(PI)/phosphatidylcholine(PC) transfer protein. Lineage: Eukaryota; Fungi; Basidiomycota; Ustilaginomycetes; Ustilaginales. The record is from RefSeq and is a predicted model, not a curated record. The transcript is spliced from 2 exons. Bases 1 to 999 code for a protein of 332 amino acids.
AUGUUUCGUAAACACGACAAGGACACCUCCAAGGGAAGCAAGAAGGACUCCAAGUCAAAGCCAUCCAUGACUGACGCCGCAAAGGGCGGCCGCCCAGGCAACCUCGACGCCUCCCAGCAGGAAGCACUCGACACCUUCCGUAACACCAUCCAGCACAAGGGCAUUUUCAAUCCCGAGCGACAUGACGAUGCUUGCCUCUGCCGAUUCCUUCGUGCCCGAAAAUGGGAUCUCGCCGCUGCCGAGGCCAUGUUCACCGAGGCUGAAAAGUGGCGCAAAGAUUUCAAGGUAGAAGAGCUCUAUCACUCGUUUGAAUACCCUGAAAAGGAGGAUGUCGACAAAUAUUACCCGCAAUACUACCACAAGACCGACAACGAAGGUCGCCCCAUCUACAUCGAACAACUUGGAAAGCUCGACCUCAAAGCGCUCUACCAAGUAACCACCCCAGAGCGUCAGAUUCAGAAACUGGUCGUCGAAUACGAAAAGUUCCAGCGAGAACGCCUUCCUGUCUGCUCGGCUCACAAGGGCGGCCUUGUCGAGACUUCUUGCACCAUCAUGGAUCUCAAGAACGUCGGUGUCUCACAAUUCUGGAAGGUCUCGGGCUACGUACAGCAGGCCUCCAAUAUUGGCCAACAUUACUAUCCCGAAACCAUGGGCAAGUUCUACAUCAUCAAUUCUCCUUACAUCUUCACCACCGUCUGGUCCGUUAUCAAGGGCUGGCUCGACCCUGUUACCGUUGAAAAAAUCAAGAUCCUCGGUCACAAAUACCAGGACGAGCUCCUUCAGCAAAUUCCCGCUGAAAACUUGCCCGUCGACCUCGGAGGGAAAUGCCAGUGCUCGGGUGGUUGUUCGCUUUCCGAUGCUGGUCCUUGGAACACUGACGAAGGUCGUAAGAUCAUCGAAAACGUUCGCGCCGAAGAGAAGCAAAAGAGAGAACAGCACGAACGGGAUGGCCCCGCUGCGCCUCCUGCCGUUGCCGAAAAUGGUUCGACAGCCGCUUGA